Molecule: messenger RNA, 1200 nt
Organism: Fusarium keratoplasticum
Lineage: Eukaryota; Fungi; Ascomycota; Sordariomycetes; Hypocreales; Nectriaceae
Exons: 2
Coding region: 1-1200 (399 amino acids)
Source: RefSeq, a predicted model, not a curated record
AUGCCCGAGGUGCGACGAGGCAGUCUUCAGAUCGUAUCUGGCUCGGCCGUCUCAUCCACUGAAGCCUCCGGGCUGCCUGGCGCUGCGAGUCCCUCUCGUCCCUCCCAGUCUCACCAAUCUUCCAACGAACGCGUGCGCUUCGAUGUCCCUCCAGAACCUACCCAGCGAAGGGAUACCGCCGGCUCGGAUUUCUCGGAAGCACCCCGACGAAGCCUCUCGUAUGCCCAGCGACCCGUAGCCGACGCCUAUUACGAUUCCCGAGCUGCCACCCAGACCGAAUACAGACGACGAGCAAAGACACUUCAAGAGUACUACGAUGAUAACCCGCAUCUACUACCACAGUUGCCGUUCACGUGGCACCACGGCUGGAAGCGCUGGAGACUCUUCAUAUUCGCCUUUCUAGUCUUUGUCGAUGCCUCGGCCAUUCCUAUCGCGCUUUACUAUGGCAUGUACUACGCCGGCAACGUCGAGGGAUGGAUCAUCUUUGCCGUUGUGACGACCAUCUGGGGUGGGCCCACGUAUCUCGAGUUCGCGAUCCGUACGCUCCGAUUGAUGAAGGUGGAUAGGUUCUAUCGGCCUCUUGGGACAAAUUCUCGAUGGUGCUUUGACAUGUUGACGUGGGCGUCUGUUCUCACAAUCACUGUUGUCACGGCUCUUUUUAUCGUUGGAAGUGCUCCUCAUAAUGUGUGGUUGAGAGUUCUGUGCAUGCCUGCCCCGGCAAUUCUGUAUUGUCUUGGAGGUGUGCUAUUUCUCAUUUCGUUGUACAAUUACAUGGGCUGGCCAGCACCGUUCCGGAUCAGCUCAACAGCCAAGGGAGAACAGGUACUACCGGGCGUAUACUACUUCAUCGAGGACGUCGUCGCGGUUAAUGCUGGCGGCGGCCGACCUUUCCGUGAAGCUUUGGCCGCCCGUUACAAGGCCAGUCCUCGCUUCCGGCGGAUGAUAUACAUCCAAUCCUGGUUCUGGUCUAUCCCAGCCUUGGUACUCGCUGUACCUCUUACUGUUAUCUCGGUCAUUCCCCAGGUUCCAGCAACAGCUGCUUACGGCGUCGCCUGGGCAGUCCCCUUCCUGUGGGCUACACUUUGGGGCAUUAUCACGAUCAAAUGGUGCAAGAGAGAUAUGGCUCGGGAAAGGAGGGAGUGGGAGGCAGGAAUUGACUCGGAAAAGGAACUUAAAAAGGAGGGUUCCACGCAGGUAUAG